UCCAUGACGACCAGCAGGGGGCCGGCGGUAGCAGCAUGCUAGCGGAUACUGCUGCUGCAACACGGAUUCAUGAACUACAUUCACACCACACAUUGUGACACUUCCAUUUGAGACAUGUCUCAGGUUGAGAAGAAAGCAGGGUUGCUGAGGAGGACAUCCUCAUCUAAGAAACCUCUGAAAGAGAAGGUGGUUCUCAUGUAUGAUGAGAUUUUUGCAAAAGAAGACCCGGCCAAAAAUAACCCUCGCUUCUGGGAUGAGCUGUUUCUUAUGAAGGUGAACCUAGAAUACCUGGAGUCCAAGUUGGAAAGUAUAGAUGGGGAGGAAGUCCAGUGUAUUCAAGACAACAUCAAUUCCCUGUUUCACCACUGUGUUCAGGCUCUUGGAGAAGAACAUCAGAUCAAAGUGGUCAAUGCCCUGCAGACUCUCUGUGCACUUUUUCGAGGGGUUCACCAGAAGAACAAGUCAGCGUCUGGCUUUGACAUUAUCAACAUGCUCAUGGGGUUUGACAAGGCUGAGCAAAGGAUGAAGGACUUGAUGGAGAGAUUGGACAGCCUUCUUUGUGGAGACGGCUCAGAGAGUCUCAAGAGCCUCUGCCUCAAACUGUUGCUGUGUUUGGUGACGGUAACAGACAACAUUAGUCAGAACACCAUACUGGAGUAUGUAAUGAUUAAUAGCAUAUUUGAGGCCAUCCUACAAAUUCUUUCAGAUGUAUCCAGUAGAGGGCAGCAUGGUUAUGAUGCUGUGGUACUUCUGGCCCUUCUUGUCAACUAUAGAAAAUAUGAGUCUGUGAACCCAUACAUUGUGAAACUCUCCAUUGUGGAUGAUGAGCCUACUUUAGAUGGAAUGGGAAUGGUCGUUCAUCAAGCGCUGACAGAAUAUAACAGACAGUACAAAGAUAAAGAGGAGGAGAACCAGGGGGGAUUCUUCUCCACCCUUACGAGCAUGGUGGGCAGCAUGUUUAUAGCAGAUGUUGAUGAGAAGCUGUCUGUACAGACUAACGAGGCUAUUCUGUUGGCACUUUAUGAGGCUGUGCACCUAAACAGAAACUUCAUCACUGUAUUGGCGCAGAGCCACCCUGAGAUUGACAUUGCAGCCACACCCGUCAACGCUCCUCCAACCACUCCAACAACUCCACUUGGCACAACUCCACCCUCUCUAGACAUGAUGAACAACCCAGAACUGCCUUUGGAUCCUAAUCUGCAGACCAGCAACCUUCUCAUUACGUUCCUCAAGUACGCUUCCAUUGUAAUGCAAGACACUAAAGAUGAACACCGACUCAACAGUGCCAGACUGUGCCUGAUCAUCCUCACUUGCAUAGCUGAGGACCAGUAUGCUGAUGCCUUUCUUCACGAUGACAAUAUGAACUUCAGAGUUACUCUCCACAGAAUGCCCAUGCGACACAGGAAAAAAGCAAUGGGCAAAAACAUCCCUUCAAGGCCUCUGGUUUGUGCAGUUCUAGACCUGAUGGUGGAGUUCAUCGUCACUCACAUGAUGAAAGAUUUCCCCUUUGAUUUGUACUUGCGCUGUGUGCAAAUCAUCCACAAACUACUCUGUUACCAGAAGAAAUGCAGAAUCCGGUUACACUACACCUGGAGGGAGCUUUGGUCAGCUCUCAUCAACUUGCUGAAGUUCCUGCUGUCAAAUGAGACCACGCUGCUGGCCAAGCACAACAUCUUUCAUCUGGCCUUACUGGUGGUGAACCUGUUUAACAUGUUCAUAACGUACGGUGACACCUUCCUGCCCACCUCCAACAGCUACGAUGAGCUGUACUACGAAAUCGUACGAAUGCACCAAGUCUUUGACAACCUCUACUGUAUGGUUUUAAGAGUAUCUACCAACACAGGCCAGUGGAAGGAGCCAGCCAGCAAGGUCACACAUGCCCUGGUCAAUAUUAGGGCCAUUGUCAACCAUUUUAAUCCCAAGAUUGAGUCGUAUGCUGCUGUGAACCACAUCUCCCAGUUGUCAGAAGAACAGGUUUUGGAGGUGGUACGGUCCAACUACGACACACUGACCCUUAAACUCCAGGAUGGUCUGGACCAGUUUGAGAGAUACUCGGAGCAGCCGAAAGAAGCUGCUUUCUUCAAGGAGUUGGUGCGCUCCAUCAGUCUGAACGUGAGGAAGAACGUCUCCCUGAACACGCUGAGCCAGGACGUGCUGCUCAAGGAGUUCUCCACCAUCUCCUGAGAGACACAGCCGGCCUUCACCUCUCUUCAGAUUGAUCUUUUCGUGCGUGUGGAUAUGUGCACACACUUUCACAUGAACAACUCCAACAUCAACCAGUGUCGUCUUCGGAUGUUCUCUUCACAAAUCAUCUCGACUCCUCAUCCUCCGCCUCCCGUGAACUGACCAAUGGAAACUUGCUCUGCAGAGUGGAACACGAUGGUUGCACUGAGGAAAGAUCUGAAAACUAGACUUCCCCCCCGGUGGUCGACCAUGUGCGUGGCGGUCUAAGGAAGUGUUCGUUAUGGGCUGGUUCUUCAUGUGCAACCAGCAGCAUCGGCUGGACUCUUAACAGACACAUGAACGCUCUGAUCUAAGAUAUUAAUACUAAGUAUUUCAGUCUUCUGGUGUCAAACUAAUCACAUUUCAUUGAUUUAUUUCUGGGAUUUACAGAGGGUUUAAGCUUUGAUUACAUCUUUCCUAACAUCAUUGAUACAGAGUCUUUUUUUUAAUUUGUUGACUCUGGUCCUCCGCAAGAGCUUUUAGUCUUUAUUUGGGUCUGAAUGUUUUUUUUUUUUUGUGUGAAUGUUAAAUUAAUUCUCUAAUUGUUCUAAGAAAAAUUAAAGUAUUUCGUAUUUACAUGUUUGCGGAGUAAAACAUUUUAGUAAAUAAGUUGAGGAUGCUUUGAAGUGAUUAAAAACCUUUACGUUGGUGUUGCAGACCCUGAGACCAGAUCCCAUGUAAACAGCCCCCCUCUUCACCGCACACGUCAUUUCUUCUUACAUGAACAAAUUAAUCUGAAUGUUUCUGAGAUGAGCUGUAGUUCAAAAGUCUCCUCGGUGUCACUGCUCGUGUCUCAGGCACUUAUGAAGGCAGUUUAAAAAGAAAGAGAUCCUUACAUCUAGUUUAUAAACUCAGGAAAACUCCUGGGGUUAUUCUCUUCGUCUCUCCGUGGAAAGCAGAUUGGAUUAUACAGCUUCAUGAAUCCUAGGAGCUUUCUGUGGCCUCCAACUCCUGAAGGUGUAUUUAUGUUUCUUUUUUAAAUAAAGGUUUUUUUCCUACUCAAA
This is a messenger RNA of Cololabis saira (Pacific saury), 3227 nucleotides long. It is a transcript of the gene armh3, whose product is annotated as armadillo like helical domain containing 3. Bases 115 to 2184 code for a protein of 689 amino acids. Lineage: Eukaryota; Metazoa; Chordata; Actinopteri; Beloniformes; Belonidae. The record is from RefSeq and is a predicted model, not a curated record. The transcript is spliced from 26 exons. Gene Ontology annotation, biological process: regulation of Golgi organization. Gene Ontology annotation, cellular component: cytosol.